AUGGCGUGUGAGGGGGAUGCUGGACGGUUGGAGGAGCACCAAUUCUGGGACGAAUUGCAGAGUAUUGUCUCUACGGCGUGCGAGUCGGAGGAUCGCAUCGAUGACGUCCUGCGUGCCCAUCUCGGCCUUGCGACCAGCUACAAGGAUGACUUCCUUACCACCGACUACGACAUCUCCCGUUGCUCGUAUAUACUUCUCUCGUCGCCGCUCUUCGCCGCACAUGCCCCGUAUAUCCGUCAACAGAUCAUCUACAGCCUGCUGCAGGAGGACGACUGGACGAUGUUGCAGCUGAUUGUGUCGGUGCUGCUUUUCGACGGGCAGCAGCAUGAGGUCACCCUGCGGCAGAUGAAUGAGAUCGGCGUCUUUGCCCGUCUGCUGGAGCUCAUCCAGGGCGUCGACGAUGGGGAUGAGGGUGAGGGCGCGGGUCUGCGUCGCUUGCUCUUGGGUCUACUGUAUGAGAUGUCGCGCAUCCAGCGGGUCAGGAUUGAGGAUCUUGUUCUCGUGGACGACGAGUUCAUCAAGUGUCUGUUCGAGAUCAUCGAGCACAUCUCAUUCGACGCCAAUGACCCGUACCAUUACCCUGUUAUUCGCGUGUUGUUGGUGUUGAAUGAACAAUUCAUGAUCUCGGCCCAUGACCCGGUCGAGAGUGGCCAUCCUCUCACCAACAAAGUGAUCAAAAUCCUGUCGAUGCACGGCAACGCCUACAAGACUUUUGGCGAGAACAUCAUUCUUUUGAUUAAUCGAGAGGGUGAAACUUCUCUACAGCUCCUCACCCUCAAACUACUCUAUCUGAUCUUCACAACCCCGAGCACCUACGAAUACUUUUAUACUAAUGACUUGCACGUCCUGGUUGACAUUCUCAUCCGCAAUCUCCUCGAUCUACCAGAGGAGGCCUCCGCCCUUCGACACACCUACCUACGCGUUCUUUACCCGCUGCUCGCCCACACACAGUUGAAAUACCCUCCCUACUACAAGCGUGAGGAGUUGACCCGCGUACUAAGCAUCCUGGUGCAUGGCCAGUUCUCCACGGACCCCGACCAGGAGGGGAAGAUCAUGCACUUUGACGAAGUCGAUGAGACUACCCGACGGCUUGUUGACCGGUGCGCCACGGUGGAUUGGCUGGUCCCUGUCCCCGAGAAGACGACCACAACCACAACCACAACCAUCACGUCAAGUAUAGAUGAGAUUGGAGACCCCCUAGCCGUCACCCGGACGAUCUCCUUGGCUUCGACAAUCAGUGAUUCCCCCGGUCCUGCGUCCCCCGACCCCGCGUCCGCCUCGGUGCUGAGUGUCCAUGAAGUCGCCUCGAUGCACGCCAAACCAGGUGUCAUGACUCCAAGCCUCCGCGUCAAGCCUGAACCACCCAAACGGCGCUGGCGGGGGCGACGUAACGCUGAAGAUGAAAGCAGCGACAAGGCCAGCUCUCUCGGUCCGUCGCCUGCUUCUGUUCCUGCUCCUCCUCCUCCUCCUCCCCUUAUCAUAUCACCAGCGUCGUCAUCGUCUCCUUCUUCUACCAUGACGAGCCCGAAACGCAGAUCAGUGUCAAACCCACCCCCGGCUCUGCCCCCGCCCCGCAGGUCAUACCUGCCCAAUCCUCCACCCCUGCCCAAGACAUGUACCCCAAGCCCGACAGGUCUGCCGAUAUCCCCUGUCCCCGUCCCCAGUUUGCCCGGCACCAACGGGUCAUCAUCCUCCAAGUAUGCGAUGAAGCCGGAGCCCCCCAAGGCGCGCCGGCGGGGACGAACUGUACACGCGCCGAGCGACUCCAGCCCGACGCAUGCAGGCAACACUGGAGCGGUGGGGUUUGAGGAGGCAAUGCAGAAUUUACGUAUCUCUUAA
This is a messenger RNA of Penicilliopsis zonata CBS 506.65, 1839 nucleotides long. RefSeq lists its product as hypothetical. Gene Ontology annotation, cellular component: actin cortical patch. Gene Ontology annotation, molecular function: Arp2/3 complex binding. Bases 1 to 1839 code for a protein of 612 amino acids. Gene Ontology annotation, biological process: endocytosis; actin cortical patch assembly; actin cortical patch localization. Lineage: Eukaryota; Fungi; Ascomycota; Eurotiomycetes; Eurotiales; Aspergillaceae. The transcript has 6 exons. The record is from RefSeq and is a predicted model, not a curated record.